Molecule: messenger RNA, 1549 nt
Organism: Cajanus cajan (pigeon pea)
Lineage: Eukaryota; Viridiplantae; Streptophyta; Magnoliopsida; Fabales; Fabaceae
Product: UDP-glycosyltransferase 74G1
Molecular function (GO): quercetin 7-O-glucosyltransferase activity; quercetin 3-O-glucosyltransferase activity
Source: RefSeq, a predicted model, not a curated record
AAAGUUCUUUAAUCAAAGAUCACAUGCCCAAACUUAUACAGGUUAGUCCUCUUCCCGCAUCCACAGACAGAGGCAUAUCCACAAAAUGGAGAAGAAAAGCAAAGCCAAUAGUGUGCAUUGCGUGGUCUUAGCAUAUCCAGCUCAAGGUCACACCAACCCCAUGCUUCAAUUCUCCAAGCUUUUGCAGCAAGAAGGUGUGAGAGUAACAUUUGUCAGCACCCUUUUCUAUUGCAACAACUUGCAGAAACUGCCAACUGGCAUUUCACAUGAAACAAUUUCUGAUGGUUUUGACGGUGGAAGGAUUGGAGAAGCUAAAAGCUUCAGGGUCUACUUGGAUCGCUUUUGGAAAAUAGGGCCAAAGACUCUUGUUGAGCUUCUUGAGAAGCUUAUGAGAUCAGGGUACCCUGUUGAUUGUCUUAUUUAUGAUUCAUUCAUGCCUUGGGCACUAGAAGUUGCAAAGAGAUUUGGGAUUGUUGGGGUUCCUUUUCUCACUCAAAAUUUGGCUGUGAAUAGUAUAUAUUAUCAUGUCCACUUGGGAAAGUUGCAAGUUCCCCUCACAAAUCAAGAGAUUUCCCUACCUGCUCUUCCCCAACUUCAACUUGGGGACAUGCCUUCUUUCUUCUUUAACUAUCUUCAAGAUCCUGCUUUUCUUGAUUUCUUAGUAGCCCAGUUUUCUAACAUUGACAAAGCUGAUUGGAUCCUCUGUAAUUCCUUCUACGAGCUGGAGAAAGAGGUGGCUGAUUGGACGAUGAAGAUCUGGCCUAAAUUUAGGACCAUAGGACCAUCCAUUCCAUUCAUAAAUCUAGAAAACCAAACCCAAGAUGGUGAAGACUAUGGUAUUGCACAAUUCACAAGUGAAGAAUGCAUGAAAUGGUUAGAUGAUAAACCAAGAGAGUUCGUUGUUUACGUUUCUUUCGGGAGUAUGGCAGAGCUUAGUGAGGAACAAAUAGAGGAAUUAGCUUAUGGUUUAAGAGACAGUGGAAGUUACUUCUUGUGGGUGGUUAGGGCCUCUGAAGAGACUAAGCUUCCUAAAGGCUUUGAGAAGAAUUCAGAGAAAGGGUUGGUAGUAACAUGGUGCUCCCAGCUAAAAGUUUUAGGCCAUGAGGCCAUAGGGUGCUUUGUAACACAUUGUGGUUGGAACUCUACAUUGGAAGCUUUGAGUUUGGGAGUUCCAAUGGUUGCAAUGCCACAAGAGGCAGAUCAAAGCACUAAUGCUAAGCAUGUUGAAGAUGUUUGGAAGGUGGGAAUCAAAGCUCUAGUUGAUGGAAAACAUGUUGUGAGACGAGAAGUGUUGAAGCAUUGUGUUAGGGAAGUAUUGGAGAGUGAAGGAGGCAAAGAGAUGAAGAGAAAUGCCAUGCAUUGGAGGACUUUGGCUGCAAACGCUGUUGGUAAUGGUGGAAGUUCUCAUGCAAAUAUUAAUGAAUUUGUAAAUAGCGUGCAAUCCGAAUGCACUCAAUGUUAAAUUACUUGCUACACCUUCGGAUUGUGAUAAUAGGUGUUUGUUUGAUUGGAAGAAAAUAUUUUUAACUCUCAUAAAAAUUUAAAAAUA